AUGCGGCAGGUGAGGGAGCGCUGGUACAGUAGCGGCUACGGGAGGUGGCUUUCCUGGGCUGGUAACAAAGCCGUUCACUGGAAUGAAGCGAGGGCUCGGCUUCCCGACAAGGACGCCGCCACCCCCCGGCAUGAGGCCGCCUCGAUCGGGUGCAGCGGAGCCAGCACCACUGCCGGCACCGGGGCUCUUGGCGUGCCAGUGGCGCCGUGGCAGGAGCGGAGGGCCAUCUGUCUUUCCUGGUGUCUGUACGCCAUGCGUCUGGUGGAGAUGUGUACCGUGGAUGACCGGGUGACGCGGGUGGCGUGGUUGAACCGCAGCACCAUCCUGUAUGCCGGCAACGACAAGUGGUCGAUAGACAACCGCGUGGUCAUCCUGUCCAACACCAAGACCCAGUACAGCAUCAAGAUCCACAACGUGGACAUCUACGACGAGGGCCCCUACACCUGCUCGGUGCAGACAGACAAUCACCCCAAGACUUCACGCGUCCAUCUCAUCGUGCAAGUGCCCCCGCAGAUUGUGAACAUCUCGUCGGACAUCACCGUGAACGAGGGCAGCAGCGUGACGCUCAUGUGCCUGGCCUUCGGGAGACCGGAGCCC
Pterocles gutturalis (yellow-throated sandgrouse) is the source of this 597-nucleotide messenger RNA. Its product is annotated as opioid-binding protein/cell adhesion molecule homolog. The transcript has 4 exons. Lineage: Eukaryota; Metazoa; Chordata; Aves; Pterocliformes; Pteroclidae. The annotation marks the transcript as partial. The record is from RefSeq and is a predicted model, not a curated record.